This is a messenger RNA of Raphanus sativus (radish), 1212 nucleotides long. RefSeq lists its product as uncharacterized. Bases 316 to 990 code for a protein of 224 amino acids. The record is from RefSeq and is a predicted model, not a curated record. Lineage: Eukaryota; Viridiplantae; Streptophyta; Magnoliopsida; Brassicales; Brassicaceae. The transcript has 4 exons.
GACAAAAAGGAAGGGGGCGUGUAGUGAAAAACAAGCUGGCACGUCUGUAUGUAUCUGGUCUUAAUCGAUUCGUUCGGCGGAAUAACAAAAAUAAAACAUUAGUUUUUAGCUUUUCUGUUUUAUUUAUACAGAUCAAAAGGGGGCAAAAUUCAAUUCAGAUUUUCAACCACUCAAGAACCCUAAAUUCCAGGACGUUAAAGGAAGUAUUUUGCAAGCUAUAUCCUGAGGGGAAGGAAGUAAAGGGCUGGAUCAGCUUUUGCUUUUUGUGGGCGUUUCAUUAGUAGGCACUUCGGGAAGAAACGUACUGUUAGUAGGAUGGUUCAAUUGGUUUCAGGAGAACAAGACAUCGAAGCUGGAUUAGCUCAUGCCACCCAAGAAUCCACAUCAGAUACUACUGUUAGUGGGGUCCGGAGCGAACCGGUGAACUUCGGUGUGUCUGAAAAGACUGAGGAUGAUGAUGAUCUAAACUAUCCCCUGAUGGGAACAGAAACAAGCAGCCAGAGUUUACAUCUUUCUGGUGGAAAAAGCAAUGAUAUUGUUAAAAAAGUUAAGAAGUCGAGAAAGGCUUCGAAGCCGCCUAGACCUCCAAAAGGCCCUUCUUUCACUGCUAAUGACCAUAAGGUGAUGAAGGAAAUUGCGGAGCUCGCCAUGAGAAAGCGUGCCAGGAUUGAGAGGAUGAAAAAUUCACUUAGAAGAAUCAAAGCAGCCAAGUCUUCUUCUUCAUCAUCAUCCCCUUAUUCAUGCUUUAGCAUCUUCUCAGUUGUAGUUUCGUUUCUGUUCUUCGCCUUUCUACUCUUUCAAGGAUUGUUUGCAGGCAAUAUGACUAUGAGUUCAGACAACUCACCUGCGCCAAUUGGUUCACCUAACAACAACCAACUGAUCUCAGUUCAGUUCUACAAUGAUUUUGCUCCCGUUGAGCAAACCGAUCCCAGCCCUAUCACCUCGUACAGAUACGCGAGGAAGCGAGUUUCGGGUGCAGAAGAAGACUAGAGAUGAGAUGACAUGUCAUGUCACCGAGAAGCGUCUUCUGUGUUUGGUAUUAGUCUCUCCUUGUUUCGAGUUUUGUUCCUGUCUUGUCCCCUUUGUAUAUCUGUGUUGUUAACUGUGUCUCUCUGUCGAAGUUAGGUCUUGUAAAACGACUGCGUUCUAAAUAAUGAUGAUGAUGUAACUUGAACCCAUCAAUCUAGCCUGGGCCUGUUGUUUUUUCAUCAA